Solanum dulcamara is the source of this 2626-nucleotide messenger RNA. Its product is annotated as ribose-phosphate pyrophosphokinase 4-like. Gene Ontology annotation, cellular component: ribose phosphate diphosphokinase complex; cytoplasm. The record is from RefSeq and is a predicted model, not a curated record. Gene Ontology annotation, biological process: purine nucleotide biosynthetic process; 5-phosphoribose 1-diphosphate biosynthetic process. NCBI's taxonomy places the organism in Eukaryota, Viridiplantae, Streptophyta, Magnoliopsida, Solanales, Solanaceae. Gene Ontology annotation, molecular function: magnesium ion binding; ribose phosphate diphosphokinase activity. The transcript has 9 exons. Bases 152 to 1348 code for a protein of 398 amino acids.
UAGUUUUGAAGAUUUUUCGUGAUGGCAGGUGAAAGUGUUUCUCAACGUUUUUAAAUAUUUUUUUUUACACUUUCAGCUCUGUUGCAGACGCAGCUAACCACAACACAAUACCACCCACGUUACUCAUUAGGCAUCCAAAAGAGUGUCACACAUGUCAGCCACAACACGGCCGUCACCGCCAAAGCCACUGGCACCACUUCCUUCCCAUUCCUCAAACAAAUUGCGUAUUUCCACUCCCAUUCGAUCCUUUAAGCGUAAGGAUUUUUCCAUUCGAUGUGAAUUCGAGAAUAGUCAAAGGUGGACGGUUGGUUGUGUUUCCGGUACUGAUCCAAUUCAUAUUAUUCUAAAACCUCCUUCAAUUCCAAUGGCUUCAGCUGCUGUUUUGGGUUCUACUGCGAAGAAUUCUAAGAGAGUUUGCCUAUUCUAUUGCAAUGAAAUGAAGGACCUUGCUGAGAGAAUUGCUUCCCAAUCUGACGUCAUUGAGCUUCGUAGCAUCACUUGGAGGACUUUUGAAGAUGGAUUCCCCAACUUAUUCAUAUCUAAUGCUCAUGGCAUCCGUGGACAGCAUGUAGCUUUCCUUGCUUCCUUUAGUUCUCCUGGAGUAAUUUUUGAGCAAUUAUCCGUCAUUUAUGCAUUGCCAAAGCUCUUCGUCUCCUCAUUCACACUUGUCCUUCCAUUUUUCCCAACGGGCACAUCUGAGCGUAUGGAGGAUGAAGGUGAUGUUGCCACAGCUUUUACGCUUGCCAGGAUUUUGUCAAACACCCCAGUUCCUCGAGGAGGACCAACUAGUUUAGUUAUCUUUGAUAUCCAUGCCUUGCAGGAGAGAUUCUACUUUGGAGACAAUAUACUGCCAUGCUUUGAGAGCGGGAUCCCAUUACUUCUAAAUAGACUACAACAACUCCCCGACUCUGACAAUAUAUCUAUAGCUUUUCCUGAUGACGGUGCAUGGAAACGUUUUCACAAGCAGCUUCAGCAUUUUCCAAUGAUUGUCUGUGCUAAAGUUAGGGAAGGUGAUCAACGAAUUGUACGGAUUAAGGAGGGAGACCCUGCAGGACAUCAUGUUGUGAUAGUGGAUGAUCUUGUACAAUCAGGUGGCACCCUAACGGAAUGCCAGAAAGUGUUGGCUAAACAUGGAGCUCAAAAGAUAAGUGCUUAUGUGACACACGGAAUUUUUCCAAACAGAUCAUGGCAGCGUUUUAGCCAUGACAAAGGAGGUAGUCCUGAGAAUGGGAUGACUUACUUCUGGAUCACAGAUUCAUGCCCUCGAACUGUGAAGGAGGUGAAAAACAAAAAACCAUUUGAGGUUCUGAGCCUUGCCGCUCCCAUUGCAGCUGCACUUCAGAUUUAACUGCAGAUUCUGUACCUUACCUGCAAUGUCCUUGGAUUUAAGAUAUUUAGAGAAAGCUAGGAAAAGCGGGAGCUUCCUGCUAGCAUUAUCGAGAUAAGUGGUGCUACUCAAGUGUGAGGAGUUUAGAUUGAUGUAGACAGAUUUUUUUCCAAUUCUAGUGGUGCUACCUCUCAGAAAUGACAGACUUCGAUGCCAGCAUAAUGAAGAUGUUUACUACUAUGCCAAUCAAAGUGCAUCAUUUGAAGAUUUCCCUUAAAAUGAUUUACCGCGAAAAAAUAAAUCCUUUGUUUCCCAUAAAAUGCUUGCUUGUUCCAUUUUUCUCUGAUUUUCAUGAGCUAUUUGAUGUAUAAGCAGUUUUUAUUUGAAGCCAUCACGAAAAAGUACUUUCCAUGCAACAACAGUCAGGUCAACAGAUCAUUUGUUUGCUUCAUCCAAAUUUCUUGGUCAUCCUUCCGUAAGCAAACUUUCCAUCUGUAUACUACUUUUUGGGAGAUUAACGCAGUCUAUUUUUGUUAUAAAAUAAAUAACGCAUACUAAAAUUAACAAGACUAGAGAGAGAAACAGAAAUUAGUAAUGGGAUUUUCUUUUAAAAAAAUAAAAAUCGGUGGAGCGUUUAGCUCCUUUAUUUCAAUUCAAAAUUCUGUACAAAUAGGCCCGAAACGAAGCCCAAAACAACCCAAAAUCUGAAAACCUAUCCGGUCCAAUCCAAAAGAGGAAGUGGCCGUCUCUAUAAAAUGUUCCUAAAGGGUAGGGUUUCCUAUUUGAAGCUCCUCCUCACCGUCUCUCUCUCUACCAUGUUCUCUCCCGGAACUUCUCUAAAGUUAACCUUCCGCCUCAUUAUGUUGUGGAUCAUUUAUAUUUCUCACACUUAUCUUUCUUAGCGGGCAUAGAGGUAUACUCCGGUGAAUGAAGUGGAUUCUAAUGUGGUCUCAACGAAUAUGCCAAGUCAUGUGUGCUGUUGACUGAAAUCGAUAAGUGGAGAUUCUAAGAUGCUCCCUGUCUCCUUCUGAACUGAUUUCCUCUCCAACUACAGAUCUAAAUCUUCCCAUCUGACUUCAAAGGAAUCAUUUUUUAUUGGUGGAACUUUUUGUAAGCUGAUAUAGCCUAAGCUGGGUAGCUUUAUACAAUUCACAGUUAUGUAUGUCCUAGGAUGGCAAAACUUUAUGUACAUAUCAUAACUGUGCUUUGGUCUGUUAAUAUUUCUAUCUCUGCUCAUGAUGUUGUGCAUGUACUAAAAGCUUUCUUGUUCUAAUCCUCAAAGUUGAUAUUUGUGCUUUA